GAGAUUUGUGUUCUGUGACACAAAAUCUCCGUAGCAAAAUAGGCAAAAAAAUCUGUGAUUUUCCAGAAAAAUCUGUGAAUAUGGUAACUCUGGAUAUGAGGGCUGAGGUUACGAUCCCAAGCCAAAAGCAAACAAAAUACAUCUCAAGAUAUCAUUUUAAAUUCAAUAUCAGUUAUGAGUACACAGUGAUUGAGUAAAUAUUUUUGAGAGCUUUUACAGAAAAAUUAUAGUGAAAUUAUGAUGGAGCCAGGUACAAUUCGUAGGUUGGAUGAAGCUGUUGUCAAUAGAAUAGCUGCUGGUGAAAUUAUUCAACGACCAGCAAAUGCAUUAAAAGAAAUGAUAGAAAACAGUCUUGAUGCAAAGUCAACCAGUAUACAAAUCAUUGUCAAAGUAGGUGGUCUGAAGUCGCUUCAAAUCCAGGAUAAUGGAACUGGCAUUCGCCGAGAAGAUUUAGGUAUCGUGUGUGAGCGAUUUACAACUUCAAAGUUACAGAACUUUGAAGACUUAUCAGUAAUUGAUACAUAUGGAUUCCGUGGAGAAGCAUUAGCCAGCAUCAGUCAUGUGGCACAUUUAACAAUAACGACAAAAACACGGAACGAACAGUGCGCGUUCAGAGCUUCAUACGAAGACGGUAAACUGAAGGGAGAAAUUAAACCGUGUGCCUGCAACCAGGGAACACAAAUAACUGUGGAAGAGCUGUUUUACAAUGUCCCAAUGCGCAAACAAGCGCUCAAAGCUCCUAAUGAAGAGUUCCAAAAAAUAACAGAAGUCGUUAGUAAAUAUGCUGUGCAUAACCCACAAACCAGCUUCAUGUUGAAAAAAUUCGGUGAAAAUGCGACUAUACGAACCCAGGCAAAAUCUACCGUUGAAAACAAUAUUAAAACAAUUCACGGACCAUCCAUCGGUAAAGCUCUUCUCAAAGUUGCUAUGGAAAAUAAAAUUCUACAAAUGAUUGUUAAUGGUUACGUUACAAACGUGAACUUUUCGCAAAAAAAGGCUAUAUUCCUGCUAUUUAUUAACCACCGUGCAGUUGAAUCGGUUAAUUUAAGGAAAGCUAUAGAUCAGGUUUAUUCACUUUAUUUACCCAAGGGAUCAGCACCAUUUAUAUAUCUUUCUAUUGAACUACACCCAAACAAUGUUGAUGUCAACGUGCAUCCGACCAAACACGAGGUUCACUUUUUGCACGAAGAAGAAAUUGUCGACCAAAUAAAGGAAGCAAUAGAACGAACGCUACUUGGUGGCAAUGAGUCGAGGUCGUUCUACACACAAGCACUACUGCCUGGUGCAUCCGAUCCACCAAACUCAGCAAAGCUGAACGAGUCUGGAAGUGAUAAAUCUAAAUUAGAAUACAAAUUUGUUCGCACAAGUCACAGCGAUCAGAAGCUGGAGAAGUUUUUUGGGAUAAAUGUUUCUAGAAAUGCUAGUUUCAAUGAAAGCUAUGAAAAAACGAAAAUUUUCAAACAAGAAAAAAUAUUCAGGGAAACAAAACUUACUAGUAUUUUAAACUUACGCAGAAGUGUUGAGGAUGAUUGCGAUCGCGAUUUAAGAAAAAUUUUUAAUGAGCUUGCUUUUAUCGGUGUAAUCGAUCGUACACAGGCACUUAUCCAGUAUGACACUAAAAUGUUUCUCACGUCAACCAAAGUGCUUUGCGAAGAGCUUUGCUAUCAGAUGCUAUUGUACAACUUUGGAAAUUUCGACUGUAUAAAUUUCUCCGAUCCUCUGCCUUUAUUAGAAUUGGCAACCUUAGCGCUACAGGACCCUGAGAGUGGGUGGACUGAACAAGAUGGGCCAAUACCAGAGCUUGCCGAACGAAUUGUCGAAAUAUUAUCUUCUAGAGCAGCGCUUAUGCGAGAGUAUUUUAAUCUCUGUAUUAGUGCCGAAGGACAUAUAGAAGCAAUUCCAUUAAUAAUCGAAGAUUACAUACCAUCGAUAGUUUAUCUACCUCAAUACAUUCUUCGUUUAGCUACAGAGGUCGAAUGGGAUGAUGAACAAGAUUGCUUUAAAACGUUUUGUCGCGAAACAGCCAAAUACUAUGCAAGAGUAGCUUUAACUAAAAAUGAACAAGAAUACAAAUGGGAAGCUGAACACGCGGUCUAUUCAGCCAUCAAACAAUAUUUGAUACCACCGAGAGCAUUUGCUAAGAACGGAUGCCUCCUCCAAGUGGCCAAUCUUCCAGAUCUUUAUCGCGUCUUUGAAAGAUGUUGAUUUUUCGAGGUUUACCAAUUAUUGUCAACAUACUCAUGUACGAUUUUUUAAGCAAUAACACGAUUUUAUUAUUUUA
This is a messenger RNA of Malaya genurostris, 2281 nucleotides long. RefSeq names its product DNA mismatch repair protein Mlh1 (gene Mlh1). NCBI's taxonomy places the organism in Eukaryota, Metazoa, Arthropoda, Insecta, Diptera, Culicidae. Gene Ontology annotation, molecular function: ATP binding; ATP hydrolysis activity; mismatched DNA binding. The coding region runs from base 238 to 2205 and encodes 655 amino acids. The transcript has 2 exons. The record is from RefSeq and is a predicted model, not a curated record. Gene Ontology annotation, biological process: mismatch repair. Gene Ontology annotation, cellular component: MutLalpha complex.